Sinocyclocheilus grahami is the source of this 2327-nucleotide messenger RNA. Its product is annotated as CUGBP Elav-like family member 5. The transcript is spliced from 10 exons. Gene Ontology annotation, molecular function: RNA binding. The coding region runs from base 68 to 1150 and encodes 360 amino acids. The record is from RefSeq and is a predicted model, not a curated record. Lineage: Eukaryota; Metazoa; Chordata; Actinopteri; Cypriniformes; Cyprinidae.
UCGCCCCAUCCAGGUGAAGCCAGCUGACAGCGAGAGCCGUGGAGAAGACAGGAAGCUGUUCGUGGGGAUGCUGAACAAACAGCAGACGGAGGAGGACGUGUACCGUCUUUUCGAGCCCUAUGGAGUCAUCGAGGAGUGUACUGUGCUAAGAGGUCCGGAUGGAAAUAGUAAAGGCUGCGCCUUUGUAAAGUUCUCCACACACGCUGAAGCUCAGUCUGCAAUCAGCGCCCUUCACGGAAGUCAAACCAUGCCAACUGGCUCCGAUUCUCUCCUCCCUCAGGGCGCGUCGUCCAGCCUGGUGGUCAAGUUUGCCGACACGGACAAGGAGCGCACCAUCCGCCGCAUGCAGCAGAUGGUGGGCCAGUUUGGCAUCUUCAACCCUGCCAUCUCCCUGCCCUUCAGCACCUACAGCACCUACGCGCACGCGCUGAUGCAGCAGCAGGCGGCCCUCAUGGCUUCCAGUCACGGUGGCUACCUGGCGCCCAGCGUGGCCUUUCCCACCACCCAGAUCCACCAGAUGGGGGCGCUCAAUAUCAACAGCCUGCCACCCACCCCCAUGACCCCGGUGUCGGGCCUCAGCUCACCGCCUGCCAACAUCACCACAUCAGCCGUCCCCAGCAUUGUCACUCCUAUCGUCAACGGCUUUACCAGCAUCCCUCACCAGCCCAACGGACACCCUGCGGUCGAGGCCAUGUACACCAACGGACUGCCCUCUUAUUCCACCCAAAGCCCCACGGCUGCAGACACCCUACAACAGGCCUUCACCGGGGUGCAGCAAUAUACAGCCAUCUACCCAGCGACCACACUGACCCCUAUUGGCCAAAGCUUGCCACAGCCACCGCAAGUCAUUCAACAGCAGCAGCAGAGAGAAGGUGAGGGACCAGAGGGCUGCAACCUCUUCAUCUACCAUCUACCGCAGGAAUUUGGCGACAACGAGCUCAUGCAGAUGUUCCUUCCGUUUGGCACAGUCAUCUCCUCCAAGGUCUUCAUGGACAGAGCCACCAACCAGAGCAAAUGUUUUGGCUUCGUGAGCUUCGACAACCCAGCAAGUGCACAGGCUGCUAUCCAGGCCAUGAACGGCUUUCAGAUCGGCAUGAAGAGGUUGAAAGUGCAGUUAAAACGGCCGAAGGAUGCGAGCCGCCCGUACUGACAGGGCCCAACCCACACAGGGCUCUCAGCAACAGCACAGGAUUUGAAGAGUGAAAUCUCAAAAGGAAUUUUACUUUUUCUUUCAAAACAAGCAAGAACAACAUGAAUGGAUUUUUUUGAAGACAUAUCAGCAUUUAUUUUAUGAAGAUGUUCGGUACAGAGGAGGGGUUGCAGGUGAACCGGCACCCGUGGACAAACCACACUCGGCACAGCGCACGAAAGACAAGUGGAAGAUCUCUCUAAAGACAGAGAACUCAACAUGUCCUGUCUCUCGCUGAGCUUCGCACCGUCAGUCAAGCAACAAACAAAAAGAAAAAAAACGAGCGAGAACAACUUCAAUUUCUAUAUACAUAUUAUACACACAUAUGCUAUUUAAAGGAAGAGGCGCUUAUGGCUUUUAUUACGCUGGACAAAUGAGGGUUAAACUUGAAGACCAAGAUAAAAUGCAGUGGAAAAAAAAGAAGCUCUUCUUGUCCCGCUAGUGGACUUUCUUUCUCUUUUCCUCUUACCUUUUCUUCUGUCACCGUCUUUCAUCAAACGCAGGACAUUCUGUGGUCACAGAGGUUUCCAUGCCCUCAGUGAAACUGACAAAUCUUUCACCCCAAAGGGACCAAAGGACCAAACAUUUUUAUUCCUCAACAGAAAUAUAUGGUAUUAAUAACAAUACUAAUACUACAAACUACUACUAACAACAUAAGUUUAAAGAAAAAAAAGCAUAAAUAUUCGCUUCAGGUCGGAAGAGGAAAGGGAUUUUGAUUUCUUUUCCUUUUACAUUUAUAGCUACUGGGUUUCAGAAUAUUUAAACAAAAUAGAAAAAAACGAAGAAAAAAAGUAUUUUAAAAGCUAUACUAUUUUAGUGGAGUAGAAUAUGUGGAUUGGAGAUUGUUAGGAGCAUGUUCAGCCAUUUUCAUCCAUGAAGAAAAAAAACAAGGGGGGAAACUGUCCAUCAUCCAUCAUCUUUUUUUUUGCUCUGAGGUUCCUCAGAUGUCAAAAAUAGGCCCACAUUCCAGAGAACAAAUGCUGAGUAUAACUAUAUAUGCAUGUGCGAAGUGUUGCUGGUUUAGUGAAACCUUUGGCAGUUAUUCAGUACACACAAACAAACAUAUUUAUCCGAUGAAAGCUUUACUUAUCAAGCAGAAUAAGUACCUGUGGCUUCAACGCAAACUAUCCGCAAUAUA